Messenger RNA from Zygosaccharomyces rouxii, 1005 nucleotides. RefSeq names its product Mga1p (gene MGA1). The coding region runs from base 1 to 1005 and encodes 334 amino acids. The transcript has a single exon. NCBI's taxonomy places the organism in Eukaryota, Fungi, Ascomycota, Saccharomycetes, Saccharomycetales, Saccharomycetaceae. Gene Ontology annotation, molecular function: DNA-binding transcription factor activity; sequence-specific DNA binding. The record is from RefSeq and is a predicted model, not a curated record. Gene Ontology annotation, biological process: regulation of DNA-templated transcription.
AUGCAUACCAAGACGUUCAUCCACCAGCUUCAUGCAAUAUUGAAUGAUGCUACCCUUGCCGAGUGGAUUCGUUGGUCCGAUGAUCAAGAUGGUGUGUUUGUACUGAGGCCGUACGACAAGUGGUUCAGUACUUUAGUUUUGAAAAGAUAUUUUAAACAUGGUAAUGUGAGUAGUUUUGUUCGUCAGUUGCACAUGUAUGGUUUCCAUAAGCUAUCCAACUUCGGUUCUGAAAGUUCUGCUUCUGGUGGGUCUUCCAUCUCGCAAUUGCAUGGACCACCGCCACCAGCAAAAGAUAAGUCAGCAACCGUUUGGUUCUUUACACAUCCACUGGGGAUAUUUACUAGAAAUGCAAGUGCGGCUACUUUGAACAGGAUUCCAAGGAAAAGUACGGGUGUUGGCAGAGAUGGUAAAAGGAAGAACGUUUUAUCGACAGUUUGUGUCAAUUACAUUUCACAAAAUGAUCCUGGUAGGGCUACUUCACCACUUAGUAAAGCUCCUGAGGAUCUACCGUCAGCUGAAAUCAAUACUGGAGCUACUAGUGAUCGUCGACACUAUAAUUCGUUACCGGUGUUACCGCACUUAUACAUUAGAGACCAAAUUUGGAAUAAAUCGAGAGCGAUCUCAUUACCAGACAUUACCCAACGACAUGUACCGACUGCGGCGACACCCGGUUCUGCUGCUCCCACAACACAGUCGCAUGCACAUGCACAAAUGGGGGCACAACCAUGGUAUUAUACAUCAUCUUCACCAGCUUUUACACAAUUACCGACAGACGUACAAUCAAAUGUACAUUACUUAGAACACACGAUGGUUAAAAUUGUUGAAUUAUUACCACUGCUCUGCAAGGGCUCCAUACCACAUCAAGACUCUCAAGAAAUUUUGAAUACGUUACGGUCAUUGAGACGAGAAUUACUUUCGAGGGAUGCGAGGUUUAAUGAUUCUUCACCUUCUUUUAGUUCGGUGCCGUCAAAUUUCGAUGAUACAAAAAAUUGGUAUAAUGAGUAA